Messenger RNA from Sphaerulina musiva SO2202, 1149 nucleotides. RefSeq names its product RHO3 protein. Gene Ontology annotation, molecular function: GTPase activity; GTP binding. The coding region runs from base 298 to 903 and encodes 201 amino acids. Gene Ontology annotation, biological process: small GTPase-mediated signal transduction. The record is from RefSeq and is a predicted model, not a curated record. The transcript is spliced from 4 exons. NCBI's taxonomy places the organism in Eukaryota, Fungi, Ascomycota, Dothideomycetes, Mycosphaerellales, Mycosphaerellaceae.
CUCUCUCUCUCUGAUGAAGAGGCGACGUGUACUGCGUCGCGAACUCUCUCUCUCUCUCUCAGCACUACCUACUUCGACACUGUCCCACCAGGUCGCGCGUCAAAGGAAGGAUCGGCGCAAUCAUUUCCCGGCCUGCGGUCCCAACCGUCUAGUGUGUGCUGUACUCUGCCUGACCAUUGGAGUACUGCCUAUUACCUUUGACCAUACUCGGCGGAACGACCAACCUUCUUGCCUGCAACACCAACAUAAUCCAUUCAUCAUCCUCAUACAGCGCUCCGCCACGCACCGAGCACCACCAUGCCGCUGUGCGGAGGCAGCAAGACGGUCCAGCGCAAGCUGGUGCUGCUAGGCGACGGCGCAUGCGGAAAGACGAGUCUGCUUAAUGUCUUUACGAGAGGUUACUUCCCCACGGUUUAUGAGCCCACCGUAUUCGAGAAUUACGUCCACGAUAUAUUCAUCGAUAAUGUACACGUCGAGUUAUCCCUCUGGGACACAGCCGGGCAAGAAGAAUUCGACCGCCUGCGAUCGCUCUCAUACGACGACACACACUGCAUCAUGCUAUGCUUUUCCGUAGACUCGCCCGACUCGCUGGAGAACGUAGAGAGCAAAUGGGUGGGGGAGAUUGCGGAUAACUGCCCGGGUGUGAAGCUGGUGCUGGUGGCAUUGAAAUGCGAUCUCCGAGAAGAAGACGAGAGUGACCUGCGAGAGGCUGGUGGCAAGGAGCCGAUUGCGUAUGACAAGGGUCUCGCAGCUGCCGAAAGAGUCAAGGCCUUGCGAUACUUGGAAUGUUCGGCCAUGAAGAAUCGCGGAGUGAACGAGGCUUUCACCGAAGCCGCUCGUGUUGCCUUGCAAGUGAAGGGAGUGAAGGGGGAUAGUCCUGUACAGAAUUGUUCUCUAAUGUAGCGUUUUUUGUUUUUUGCAAUUUCUUGAUCACAACUUAACUUCAUGUCUGCAUCUACUUGCCACUUUGGCGUUUUCAGGAGGGACGGAGAGGCACAUUCUCGCAGCAUCUUGAUACUGGAUUAAUACAGCCGGCUGCCCUUCAAGAUGGCGGUCAAAUGACAUCCAUUCAAUCAGUGUGUCUCCGGAUUCCCACAAGUCUUAAAGCCACUAAUACAUGGGCGAGGUACUUACCAUCAAAUCUCCAUG